AUGGCAGGUGCCUACGACGCGAUGCUAGGAGAUUCUCUUGUCGCUCAGUCACGCACUCCAUCUCCGCAUCCCGUCAUUGGAUGUGGAGAGGAUUUGAACAUUGGAUGCGUGGAUGAGACACAAGAUGCACUCGCGGCGUACGGGAAUGCGUUGGCGUGGUACGUAAGUCGGGACGGCAAAUACGCGAAGAAGGCGAUAUCCUAUUUCAACGCGUGGGCUGGUACGAUCCAGGGCCACGCAAACUCGAGUGCGCCGCUCCAGACGGGAUUCGCGGGCACGUCCUGGGCGAAAGGCGCAGAAAUUAUCCGUCACACGUAUACAGGCUGGGGUGCAGACGAUAUUGCCAAGUUUGAGACAAUGCUUCGCGACGUCUAUCUUUCCAGAGUCAUAGAUGGCUCUAGUAGUGGCAGCCAGGAAUUAGUCAUGAUGGAAGCCACACAGAGUAUCUCUGUCUUUCUCAACGAUCGAGCCAGCUACGACAAGGCGAUGAACAAGUACCUCGGUCGUAUACCUGCUUAUAUUUACCUCGCCACGGACGGUGCAUAUUGGCAAGGACAAAUUGGGUUCGUCAAUGGGAUUGUGCAAGAGACAUGUCGUGACUUUGCCCAUACGGGUUAUGGCAUUGCGGCGAUUGGACACAUAGCGGAGACGUCGCGCAUCCAAGGCACGGAUCUCUAUGUGGGCGAAGUCGGUACACGGCUGCGCUAUGCACUGGAAUUUCAUUCGCUCUAUGAGUUGGGUGCCGCUGUCCCAAGUUGGCUAUGCGAGGGCAAGUUGACGUUAGGUUUGGGACCCAUCACCGAGAUUGGACUCAAUGCGAUGAAAACGAGACUUGGGUAUACGAUGCCAACAACUCAAAUUCUGACGCAGAUGCAACGUCCAGCUAGUACAACCUCGCUUCUCGGAUGGGAGACGCUCACACAUGCAGAAAACCCGGAGUAG
Molecule: messenger RNA, 942 nt
Organism: Serendipita indica DSM 11827
Lineage: Eukaryota; Fungi; Basidiomycota; Agaricomycetes; Sebacinales; Serendipitaceae
Source: the annotation of a GenBank genome assembly